AUCAUAGAAAAAAUAUAUAAAAUUAAAUUAAAUAACAAAAAAUAAAAAUAAAAGUAAAUGAAAAGAAACUUGACUAGCUUUUGUUUAGCUCUUGCGCUAAUAAAUUUAACUUUGGCUUAAAGUCUUACUGUUCCUUUAAGUGCUAACUAAAACGGAAAGCUUUUCUUCACACUUAAAUAUUCAUAAUAUGGAUUCAAAGAUUGUUAAGUGAAUUUUAUUCCUUCCAUUUCAGAUUGUACUAAUGUAGUGACUUAAACUGCUUAAGAAGCAAAAGAGUGUGGUUCAGUUUACAUCGGCCCUAAUACUUAAGUUUAAGGAGAUGACUAUUUAUCCACUUUUUAGAUUGGAGAUCAAUUAGCUUAGAUAACUUAUACAGCUCCAAAUUAAUAGUCAAGCUUUUACGGUGAAAACGAGCUCUGCUUUAGUAUUUUAAAUGGUAAGUUUGAGUCAAACGCUUUAGACUAGCUCUUUAAAAAGUAAUUGAUUAGUGAAAAAUAAGUUUUCUUUAGCUUAAACGCUUAAUAGAACUUAAACUAACCCAUUCCAGCUGGAAGAAUGGAUAUUGGUGCUCCUGAUACCUCAUUAAUUAAGUAAGGUAGUAAUUUAGUUUACUUAAAGAACUUUGGUCUUCAAAAUAUCUAUUCAGCUCCUGCUAAUAGAGAUUUGAAAUUUGGUGACGUACCUUUAUCUAAUGUUUAAGUUGCAGAAUUCGACAUUGAAUCUCGUUUCCAUAUUUUGUCUAUAUUCACCUUCCCUAGUCUCCUUUAAGCUUUUGAAAGCUAAGGAAUUGAAUACACUUACCAAAACGAUAAUGUUUUCUUACCAUCCAUUGAGAAGCUUCAAGAUAUUACCCUUUCAUUGGUAGACGAAAAUAAUUAACCAUUCAUUGUUAGAUUAUAACCAUCAUAUUAUACUUAACAAUUACCUAAUGGAUAAUACCUAUUGCUAUUUAAAAAGCAAAUACGUAAUGCAGCUAUUAUUUUCGGUAAUGCUAUCUUUGAGUCUUACUACAUUGGUUUCAAUAAAGACAAAUAGUAGAUUAUCAUAGCAGAAAAGGAAUAACAAUAAAAUAGUUCUUAGAUUUGA
Molecule: messenger RNA, 1086 nt
Organism: Tetrahymena thermophila SB210
Lineage: Eukaryota; Ciliophora; Oligohymenophorea; Hymenostomatida; Tetrahymenidae
Product: transmembrane protein, putative
Exons: 1
Source: RefSeq, a predicted model, not a curated record